Aspergillus ibericus CBS 121593 is the source of this 939-nucleotide messenger RNA. RefSeq lists its product as uncharacterized. The transcript has 3 exons. The record is from RefSeq and is a predicted model, not a curated record. NCBI's taxonomy places the organism in Eukaryota, Fungi, Ascomycota, Eurotiomycetes, Eurotiales, Aspergillaceae. Bases 115 to 858 code for a protein of 247 amino acids.
GGCUGAUGCUUUAUUCUGGAUUGUAGCAAUACAAUAAAAGCUCAUUGGAUCCCAUCUUCAGUAUGGAUUACAUCCAACCAUCUGAAUUUCCUUCACGAUAAAUAUAUAUUCACGAUGUCCGCAAGCGAACACCUCGAUAUAGCCAAUCUGGUCUUCUACGCCAUCAUUUCCCUCCCAGCCAUCUACUGCCUUAUCACGCAUGGAAAGCAUGGCCUUCUAGGCUGGGGAUACGUCCUCGCCAUGUGCGGUCUACGUCUUGCCGGUAACGCCAUGGCCUUAAAUGCCGCCCACCACCAUCAAAUCAACGCGACGGCCGCAAUCAUUAAUGGCAUCGGACUGUCGCCUCUGCUUAUGGCUGCCACGGGGCUACUUCAUGAAGCAAACCACUCCAUCCGCAAACACCUCCCCGCUCUCCUCAACAUCUGGGGCUACCUCAUCACACAUAUAGUCAUCGCGGGUGGAAUCGGUCUUGCAGCAGCUAGUAAAGGAAACGAGACCCUUCUCCAUGUGGGGCUCAUUAUCUUCGCGACCGGAUGGGUAUUCGUUGGGGCGUUGGUGUGGUUUUCACGUACGGUUGACGCGCACUCUCGUCGACUGGGGGAGGAGAGACAGAUUCUUCUCGCUGUUACGAUUUCUAUGCCGUUGAUUGGCGUGCGGAUCAUCUAUGCUAUUGCAACUGCGUUUGCUACUGAUAGUUUCGAUGGUGGUAGCUUGCCUGUGAGGAUUAUCUUUGGCACACUCCCUGAGUACCUCGUUAUGUUGCUGUAUGUGGGUGUGGGGAUAGCUACAAGGAACUUGGCCAGGAGUCGACUGGAGAAGGGUGAACAGAGGUGUCAGUUUGUUCCGGUUCAUGUUUAACGGCAUCAUCUUCUUAAUAUACCCGUCUAGUACUGCAUCCAGUACAUCAUACAUCACCAUCCAACGAGUUUGUCUCCUCCG